AUGAUUGUUCUAUCGCAUGAUGCAGAUCUGUUACAUGAAUUAGCGACAGAUGUAGAGCCAGAAGGUAUUCAAGUAUCACGAUUAGAGGUACAGAUAUCUCCAGAUAAUAACACUUCAAGCCUGACGUAAGCUCACGACAAUGAAUAAAAAAUUGAAUCUUCAUUUUCUGCGUUUGUUUUAGUGUCAUGGAUGUCCAGAGCGUCUAUGAACAGCAACUUCAAUAUCUACAACAAUACCAAACUCAACCGACUUCAACUCAAAAAGAUAGAAGAUUAAUGUUACUCAAUGUUAGACUUGUUCUUGAAACGACUUUAAAAACCAAAUUCGGGUCUUUAAUUCAACAACAAAGGUCGCCCCCUCAAAUGUUCGGUGGUUUAAUUUCACUCCUCGAUAAGCACAGGGUCACCUUUCGAGAUACGGACACUGCUUCUGUAAUACGUGACCUUCGUGAUAUUUCUAAAGUAUCAAAACAUCUACAUGGCACCGAUAUACAAAUACCUGGGCAUCUCUCGAAUGACGAUUUGGACAAAUGGACCAAAGAGAGGCUACAGACACUAGUCUCUGAUACCUUGAACUUGAUCAACGACAGAAUUUAACCGUUUUUAAAAAAGCAGCAAGUAAAGGUGUGGGUUUGGGUGCAAGUGUGGAUAAGUGUGAGUGUGGGUCGGUGUGGGUACAGUCCUCUUCUGAACCGUACAUUCACACCUACACACCACCCCACCCACAUCUACAACCCACCAACACCCACACCUAUACCCUACCCACGCGUAUACCCCACCCACAACUACACCCCACCUACGCCCAUAGGCGGCGCACCAGCAAUGCAAUGGUUAGCAAUUGCAACCCCU
This is a messenger RNA of Rotaria sp. Silwood1, 848 nucleotides long. NCBI's taxonomy places the organism in Eukaryota, Metazoa, Rotifera, Eurotatoria, Philodinida, Philodinidae. The record is from the annotation of a GenBank genome assembly.